Messenger RNA from Peronospora matthiolae, 243 nucleotides. The record is from the annotation of a GenBank genome assembly. Lineage: Eukaryota; Oomycota; Peronosporomycetes; Peronosporales; Peronosporaceae.
AUGGUCAACAAGUCCAUGAGCUGCGCGGUAAAAGCUGCCGGAAAUGCAGAUGCAAGACUACGUUCUGCUUCCGCGGAAGAGGCAGAGGACUUUUAUGCAGCAGGCUACAACCCGACUGCUUCUUCAUCUAGUCGGCCUGCUGCAGGCACUGCUGUAGGCUCACGUUGUCGCGCACCGCGUGACCUUGAAAAAUACGAGCUCGAGCACAUAUACUCAGGCGAGUCGGAUGAAGACGCCGACUAG